Molecule: messenger RNA, 4010 nt
Organism: Numida meleagris (helmeted guineafowl)
Lineage: Eukaryota; Metazoa; Chordata; Aves; Galliformes; Numididae
Product: NADH-cytochrome b5 reductase 2
Exons: 11
Coding region: 2456-3514 (352 amino acids)
Cellular component (GO): mitochondrion
Molecular function (GO): oxidoreductase activity; FAD binding
Source: RefSeq, a predicted model, not a curated record
CACUAAAAGCAAAAUUUGGUGAGAGCGUAUCAGUUUGUGACUGCUGAAGAGAUCAUAGAGUAGCUGAUACUUACCUUGAUUAAUUUACUGCUUGUUUACCUGAAUUGAGACUUCAACCUUACGUGUGUGUCCUUGGGAUAUACAUAAGUUACUUACAGGUUUCUGACACUGUCAAUGUAUGUUAGAAGGAAGGAUAGAUCACCAUAUAUGUAUGUCAGGCAUGCACUCAAAUGCAGCACUGGAGAAAAGAAAAAUCAACAUGAAAUUAGCAUGUGUGUUAAACAACUGAAAUCAGUUCUCUUUCCAUACGGUCAAUGAGAGUGUUGGCUCCGGCUCUGAGGGGACCUAGGCAGUGGCAGUACAUCUCUCAGAAUCAAAAGAACACUGUCUAGUGAUUAGUCAUGUGAAUCAAUCAAAUUGCUUGGAAAAUAGUAUUUUAAUAUGCCCAAAUGAUGGUCGUUGUAGGCCUGAUCCGAUUGAUUUGAGUGUCUAAUAUUAGAAUAAUUUGACUACAUUAUUUGCCUGUUACCGUAACAAUCUUUCUAUGUGUAAUUGCAUCAAAAGAAUGUUGGUACUUGGAAAGCUGCCACCAAAUGCAGAGUAGGCAUAACUGUGUUCAAAACUGCUCGGGCUUUUGAGAUGUAAGGAAGGUGCAGCGGUGAGCCUGGGUGACUUGCGCGAGCAGCUUCUGGUCUGCCUGCCUAGUGGGAUCAUCCAUCGUUGUGAAGCCCCAUGUAUUAGCUUGUGUAUUGUGCAAGAUUUUCACAUCUUGUUAAGAUUAGAAUUCCAGUGGAAGGCAUUUGCUAGGCAUUAAGUGACUUGUUAUGAAUGUAGGGAAUUCUACACAGUAAGGGCUGUGCUUGGUGCAAAUACUCAUCUCAACCGUCCACAGUUUUUCAAUAACCCGGGAUUUUGGGAGUAUGCUUCUCGUGCUUGAUCUAAGGUUUCCCUUGCAUCAACUGUGGUCCCACUUUGUGUUUUAAAUCAGUUAUGUACAAUAUGUUAUUUUAGGUCUCUUAAUCUUGAUUAGCAAUGGAUCUUCCUUUAGAAGUCUAAAGGAAGCCUCGAUGGCCUGUUGAACAUUUAUAGUGUGGUGUUGCUAUGCUCUGUUCCAAAUUUCUGUGUUGAAGAAAAGUUGAUGUUUUGAUUAAAAAGUAGCAUCAGCUUUUCAAAAAAUUGGGUAAGACAUUAGUAUUUGCUAUUUUAACAAAUUGCUUGUUGUUCAGACAGAAGUGUUCAAAAAGACGGGUGGUCCAGGCCAGCAGCCUCUGGCAGCGUGCAAUAACUGGCAAAUGUCCUAAUUAAUCUAUUCAUAUAAUCAGAGGUACCGUGUAAUUCACACACUGCAAAGUGAGCACAUCUGCUUGUAAAUAGCAAUUUGUUUAAUGCCCAAAUGGCUGCUUGCACUGGAAACGGUGAUGACGGGCUCCAAUUAGAUUUGCAGACUGUGCUUUGCACAGCUGUUGUGUUUAGAAACUAGAUCAGUAUGAUAGCAUAAUAGGUAACCUGAGUAUAAUCCUUCUUUGACUCCAUGGCCUGGAAAAUAAUUAGAUGGCAAUAAGAUGUCUCGUCUCUGCUGAUACCAAUGGCAGAAUCACUUUGUGUCCAGAUGUGGAGCCCUCGGUGCAGGAGAGAUGUGGACCUCCUCGGGCACGUCCAGAGGAGGGCCUCAAACACGAAAAUACUGCGUGGUGGAAGGACGAAUUCAGAUUAGUUUUCAAAGAUGCGUAAGGCACAGCUGUGUUACUGACAGAGUAUGCUUGUUCCAUCUCUGAUGAGCUCUUGAAGAGACUUUUGGAAAGGAAUGACGGGAAAAUAUCCUUUGCAGUUUUUCAUUGUGGAAGUUUGCUACCGUUCAGUUGUGGCGGGAGUUGCUGUUUGCUAAUGGUAUCCGUGUAACUGUGCUGGCAGUCAGGGUGCCUCAGCUCUUGGACAUGGUUCUGUUGUACUUAACAGGAACAAGAGGACUUAAAGUACCCGUCGAGUUGGUGGUUUUUUUUCUGCUUAUUAAGCAAAUAAAAAAAUCACCAGUUAAAAAAACAAACACAAAAGCAAACCCCAAACCAACAAGAAGCAGUGAGGGAGGAACUGCAGGUGGUAUCAGCCCUAUUGAAUGCACUGGAUCUACGGAUACAUGCAGAUAAACCAACAUCACUUAAAAUGCCACAUGCUGUUAGGAGUCCUAUCUGCCUGCAUUUGAUUGGAUUGUUAAGGUACUUGUUUUUCGCUUGGCUGCAUGCUGCCAACCUUUUGCGUUUCUGCUAGUGCGGGUUUUCAGGUAAUCUCGUUUUGCUUUUGUUGUAUCUUUCUAGCCCACUGAAAGCUGCAAUCUUUUGUCAAUAAAAGAAAUGUGAACUGUUUUGUGACGCAAAUGAGAUCUGAUUGAAGAAAUUAAAAACAAUGCUUUCAAUUGAGUUAAUGCAAUGGAAUUGUAUUUUUAGUUUGUACAACAUGUAUGCAGAGACCACUUUAUUCCUUAACAGUUACAGGAGACUUUCCUGACCCAGCAAUGGAAAGAACAGACAGAGGCACGCGGGGACUGCACCACAGCUCCCGCGUCGUCUGUCGUCUUCUGCUGGGCACGAGGCAGCGGAGCAGGUGCAGGAGCACGGCGGCUACCCCCGUGAUCGUCGCCGUGGCCGCGGUGGCCGCGUCGGCGCUGCUGCUGCUGCUGCUCAGAGGGGCGGGGCGGGGGCCGAGCCGCCCCGUCACGCUGCGGGACCCGCAGGCCAAGUACCCGCUGCCGCUGGUGGGCAAAGAGGAAAUCAGCCACGAUACUAAGAAAUUCCGGUUUGGGCUCCCUUCGUCAGAUCAUGUGUUAGGAUUACCUGUAGGCCAACACGUUUACCUGUCUGCAAAAAUCAAUGGUAAUCUGGUGAUCCGAGCCUAUACCCCAGUUUCCAGUGAUGAGACAAAAGGCUAUGUUGAUUUAAUUAUAAAGGUUUACUACAAAAAUGUGAAUCCCAAGUUCCCAGAAGGUGGGAAGAUGUCCCAGUACCUAGACAACAUGAAGAUUGGAGAUGUUAUUGACUUCAGGGGGCCAAAUGGACUGCUUGUUUACAAGGGGUCAGGUACCUUUCUGAUCAAGCCUGAUAAGAAGUCUGAAGCACAGAAAAAGUUUGCAAGGCAUCUUGGGAUGAUAGCUGGAGGAACAGGAAUAACUCCUAUGUUGCAGCUGAUCCGUCAGAUCACAAGUGAUCCUAAGGACUCUACCAAAUGUUACCUUCUUUUUGCUAAUCAGACGGAAAAGGAUAUAUUGCUCAGAGCCGAGCUAGAAGACAUUGCUAAGAGGCAUCCCGAUCAGGUCACACUGUGGUAUACCCUGGACAGGCCCCCACAAGAGUGGAAGUACAGUUCUGGCUUCGUCACUGCAGACAUGAUUAAAAGCCACCUCCCUUCCCCUGGCAGCGAGACGCUCAUUCUUAUGUGUGGGCCACCACCUAUGAUUCAGUUUGCCUGUCAGCCCAACCUGGACAAACUCGGCUAUCCCAAGAGCAGUAUAUUUUCCUAUUAACAGUGAUGUCAUCCGGUACUUUUUCUUACGAGACAGUGGAGACUGUGGACCCGAAUCCGUUCCCGAAGAAGGAGGUGAAAGGUCGUCAGAAACUACUGUACCAUCCAUGUUCUCUGUUUCUCCUGGGUUAACAACAAUAAUUGUCGAUAAUUAGUACAAAGUGUGACCAAGUUGUUAUAUCGGUGACUAAUUCUUAAAUGAAAAAACAUAAUGAAGUACAGAUAGCUAUAAAAAUGUCCUUAUAUAAAAAUAAUCUUGCUCAGAAGUUUAAAAAAAGAGUAGCUGUACAUUUGAUACAAGAAAGGGGUAUUAUAAUAUUGUUAUUUCAAUGUAUUUUAAAACAUUAAUUCCAGAUCUUUAUCUACUCUCGUGUUUCCUAUUGUUAACACCAAAAUUUGUCCCUCAAAAUCAGUGGGAAUUUUAUUGUUGACUUCAGUGAAAGCAAAAUAAAACCAAGAAUAAAUACCUUAAAAAAAAAAAGAAAAUCCCAUCUGAA